GCUGGGCAGCGUUGCCGAAUUGCAGAAGCAAGCAGAGCUUCUUCCGCCACGACCCGAGACCGCGAGAUGAUCGUGGAGUCGCGGACGGCGUUGCUGCUGCUGCUUCGGCCAUCUCGCCAAGCUCAGCUCGUGUCAUGAACCGGUGCGGCGGCGGCGGCCUUGUUGCGGAGAACCCGGGCGGUGCUCGGGACGCGGCGGGAAGGAGGAGGCGGUAAGGAGAGGAGGAGGAGGAGGAGGAGGAGGAGGAGGGCUGGAAGGCUGAGAUCUUCGGAAGGCGCAAGAGGGUAUAAGAAAAUGGUGGUGCUGAUGAGGUUUUUGGCUCAGAGGUUGAGAAAGUCAAUCGGGUCUACAGUAUCCACACGCCCACGAGCAGUGCAUUCUGCUGUGGAGGGUAAGCAUAGCUCCCAGAUUAUCAUGUCGCCGCCGCUCGUUUCGCUUGAUCUCCCGGAUGUAUGGGCUCCCAAUUUUAGCCAUUUGGGUCCGCCGUUCAACCACCAUCACCCCAAUGGACAGACAGCUGCAGUGAUCGAUGGGAAGUUGAUUGCUGAGGGAAUCAGGUCAAGAAUAGCGAGUGAAGUUAGAAGGAUGAAGGACUCUAUUGAUAGGAUCCCAGGCUUGGCUGUAAUUAUGGUGGGACAGAGAAGGGAUUCUGAAACUUAUGUCAGAAACAAGAUGAAAGCUUGUGAAGAAGCUGGAAUCAAGUCUGUACUGGCGGAGCUACCUAAUGAUUGUUCAGAAGAUGAUGUUCUCGAGGCUUUAUUAAGUUUUGAAAAUGAUCCGUCAAUUCAUGGUAUUCUUGUGCAGCUGCCUCUACCAAAUCAUUUGAAUGAGGAGAGAAUUUUGAAUGUUCUGAGCUUAGAAAAAGAUGUCGAUGGCUUCCACCCAAUUAAUAUGGGUAAUCUUGCGAUGAGAGGCAGGGAGCCUCUGUUCAUCCCCUGCACUCCAAAAGGUUGCAUCGAGUUAUUGAUAAGAUCGGGUAUCGAGAUCAUGGGGAGAAAAGCCGUGGUUAUUGGGAGAAGCAACAUUGUAGGGUUGCCCACUUUCUUGCUGUUGCAGAGGCACCAUGCGACCGUGAGUGUUGUGCAUGCUUUCACGAAGAACCCUGAAGAGAUCACGCGGGAAGCUGACAUCGUGGUCACGGCUGCCGGAGUACCAAAUUUGGUCCGUGGCAAUUGGCUUAAACCAGGAGCUGUCAUUAUUGAUGUCGGAACUCAUCCAAUUGAGGAUCCAAACCACGAGCAUGGAUACCGUCUUCUGGGAGAUGUUUGCUAUGAGGAAGCCGUGCAGGUGGCGAGUGCUUUAACCCCCGUACCUGGAGGAGUAGGUCCCAUGACAAUUGCCAUGCUUCUGUCCAAUACUCUUGAUGCCGCUAAGCGGGCACAUGAUUUUUCUUGACUUAUGGGUAACACGGAAAAGCUUUUGUAUUUCUUGCCUGGAAUGUUUCGGUAGCUUUCCCAUGGUGGGUAGCUUUUUUGUGAGGUCAUAAUGCACAGUAGCUGUACAUGUUUAAGGUUAGGCAUCUCUUGAAGUUGUCAUCUUUAGAGGAAGGAGUAAAGAAUAGAUUAUGUAGGUUUUUAUCCAA
Molecule: messenger RNA, 1582 nt
Organism: Syzygium oleosum
Lineage: Eukaryota; Viridiplantae; Streptophyta; Magnoliopsida; Myrtales; Myrtaceae
Product: bifunctional protein FolD 1, mitochondrial-like
Exons: 5
Coding region: 295-1395 (366 amino acids)
Biological process (GO): tetrahydrofolate interconversion
Cellular component (GO): cytosol
Molecular function (GO): methylenetetrahydrofolate dehydrogenase (NADP+) activity; methenyltetrahydrofolate cyclohydrolase activity
Source: RefSeq, a predicted model, not a curated record